UAUAAAUAAUUUUGUCCUGCGGUACACCACGGGUCCUAAUCUAGUAUACACUUAUAGUAGUAGCUCAAAUUAACAUAAAAACUCAAUUACUCAAACACUGAAGUCUUAAAAUCCCAAAGAUGUCUCUCUUUACGCUCUUCUUCGCUUGCUUUGUUCCGAACUCAAGUUCACGGGUUAACACAACCGACGACACUAACUUGGAAGUCAUGUCUACUUUAAAAAGACGGAAAAGCAAACCCGAGUCCCUAAGAACUCCGUCUCCCAUAAUCAUCGUCUCUUAUUUUCCAGCAAGCUCCACCCUUUCCCGUCUUUAGGAACUAGGAAGGAUGAAAAGUUGGGUUUUGUAGUGUGAGAAGACAGUGACACGACCAAGAAAGGAUAUGUGGCUGAUACUAUAUAUUGAUCCAGACCAAUAUUUAUCUGUCUCUUUUGUUUGUUUGAUUACGUACCAUUCAAAGAAUCUGCUUU
Molecule: messenger RNA, 468 nt
Organism: Camelina sativa (false flax)
Lineage: Eukaryota; Viridiplantae; Streptophyta; Magnoliopsida; Brassicales; Brassicaceae
Source: RefSeq, a predicted model, not a curated record